Molecule: messenger RNA, 3396 nt
Organism: Paramecium pentaurelia
Lineage: Eukaryota; Ciliophora; Oligohymenophorea; Peniculida; Parameciidae
Source: the annotation of a GenBank genome assembly
AUGAAGCCUAAGCAAAAUCAAUUUAAGAUUAGCUAAAAAAAAGUUAACUAAAAAGGAGAUAUACUCAAAAAUUUAAGCUAGUAAUAAGAUCCAUAGAAGAGAUAAGAUUAGUUAAAAAGCUAGAAAUUAAAAACCUAAGUUUCAGUAGUUAAAUCAACAUCAAAUUAAUCACUAUAUACUAAUAGUCGAGUUGAUGAUUAUUAGAAAGAUAAUCGUGAUAAUUUAUAAAUAAUGUAGAAAUAAGGUUUAUUUUUAAUACUAUUUUAAGUUUAAACUUUAGUUAAAUCAAAAGAAUUUGAAAGAGCUAAAUAGGUAUACUCAGAAAUAGGUUAUUACUUAUUAUCAAUGGGUUAAUAUCAAUAAGCAAUCCAAUACUUUGAUAAGGCUUUAGCCAUAAAUAAUAGAUUUUUAGAUUCCUUAAAUGGCAAAGGUAGACUUAAUGUAAAUAAUUAAAGCUAAGUGUUUAUAUUAAAUGGGCCAAUAUGAAUAGGCAAUUAAAUUGUUUGACAAAGCAUACUCCAUUAACAAAAAUUUUUUUGUGGAUUAAUAAGAAGAAUACGGUAAUUUAAUAUUUAAAUUUUAAGCUGAAUGCUUACUAUAUUUGGGACAAUUUGAAUAAGCAAUUAAAUUGUAUGAAAAUUUAUAACCAAAAGAAGUUACUCUUCAUCAAAUUGGUAAAAUAAUUUCAAAUAUUUUAAGGUAAAUACUUAUACGAAUUGAAUAAACAUGAAUUGGCUAUUGAAUAUUUUAAUAAAGCAUUGGUCAUAAAUCCACAAUAUGUAGAAUCCUUGCAUUAGAUUGGUAAAUUUAAUUUAAAUAUUUAUAAGUCUUUGCUUAUAAGUAAUGAAACAAUAUGAAUAGGCUAUUGAACAUUUUAAUAAAGCAUUGGUCAUAAAUCCAAAAUAUGUACAAUCCUUGCGCUUCAUGGGUAAAUUUAAUUUAAAUAAAAAGGUUUGUGUUUAUACGAAAUGAAACAAUUUGAAUAGGCUAUUGAAUAUUUUAACAAAGCAUUGGUCAUAAAUCCAAAAUAUAUAGCAUCCUUGCAUUAGAUGGGUAAAUUUAAUUUAAAUAAAAAGGUAUGUGUUUAUACGAAAUGAAACAAUAUGAAUAGGCUAUUGAAUAUUUUAACAAAGUAUUGGCCAUAAAUCCACAAUAUGUAGACUCCUUGCGUUUCAUCGGUAAAUUUUAUUUAAAUAUUUAUAGGUUUUUCCGUAUACAAAAUGAAACAAUUUGAAUAGGCUAUUGAAUAUUUUAACAAAGCAUUGGUCAUAAAUCCAAAAUAUGUAGCACCCUUGCAUUAGAUGGGUAAAUUUAAUUUAAAUAAAAAGGUAUGUGUUUAUUCAGAAUGAAACAAUUUGAAUAGGCUAUUGAAUAUUUUAACAAAGCAUUGGUCAUAAAUCCAAAAUAUGUACAAUCCUUGCGCUUCAUGGGUAAAUUUAAUUUAAAUAAAAAGGUUUGUGUUUAUACGAAAUGAAACAAUUUGGAUAGGCUAUUGAAUAUUUUAACAAAACAUUGGUCAUAAAUCCAAAAUAUAUAGCAUCCUUGCAUUAGAUGGGUAAAUUUAAUUUAAAUAAAAAGGUAUGUGUUUAUACGAAAUGAAACAAUAUGAAUAGGCUAUUGAAUAUUUUAACAAAGUAUUGGCCAUAAAUCCACAAUAUGUAGACUCCUUGCGUUUCAUCGGUAAAUUUUAUUUAAAUAUUUAUAGGUUUUUGCUUACAGAAUAUUGGAGUAGUAAAUGAGGCAAUUAUAUAUCAAUAAAGAGCAUUGGCCCUAGAACCAAAACUUGCAUAUAGCUUGUAUUCCAUUGGUAAAUUAAAUUUUAAAUAUUUAAAGGUUAAUGUUUAUGUCAAAUGGAAGAAGAAUAAGAGGCAAUUGAAUAUUUUUAAAAAGUAUUAGCCAUAAAUCCAAAGUUUCUAUAACCAUAUAUAUAGUAUAAAAUAGGUAAAUUUAAUGUAAAUAAAAAGGUAUGUGUUUAUACAAAUUGAAUAAACAUGAAUAUGCUAUUGAAUAUUUUGAUAAAGCAUUGGACAUAGACCCAGAAUAUGAAGAAUCCUUGCAUUACAUAGGUAAUUUUAAUCUAAAUUAUUUAUAAGGUAUGUGUUUAUACAAAAUGAAAAAAUAUAAAUAGGCUCUUGAAUAUUUUAACAAAGUAUUGCUCAUAAAUCCAAAAUAUAUAGAAUCCUUUGAAUAAGCACGUAAGUUUUGUUUAUAUAUUUGAAGGUGAAUGCUUAAUAAGAAUCAAUGAAGAUUAAUUGUUAAAAUAAUUCAUAUAAAAUUAGUUAACAAAAAGGAAUUGAAUAUAUUUAAUAAAUUAAUNAAAUGAAACAAUUUGAAUAGGCUAUUGAAUAUUUUAACAAAGCAUUGGUCAUAAAUCCAAAAUAUGUAGCACCCUUGCAUUAGAUGGGUAAAUUUAAUUUAAAUAAAAAGGUAUGUGUUUAUUCAGAAUGAAACAAUUUGAAUAGGCUAUUGAAUAUUUUAACAAAGCAUUGGUCAUAAAUCCAAAAUAUGUACAAUCCUUGCGCUUCAUGGGUAAAUUUAAUUUAAAUAAAAAGGUUUGUGUUUAUACGAAAUGAAACAAUUUGGAUAGGCUAUUGAAUAUUUUAACAAAACAUUGGUCAUAAAUCCAAAAUAUAUAGCAUCCUUGCAUUAGAUGGGUAAAUUUAAUUUAAAUAAAAAGGUAUGUGUUUAUACGAAAUGAAACAAUAUGAAUAGGCUAUUGAAUAUUUUAACAAAGUAUUGGCCAUAAAUCCACAAUAUGUAGACUCCUUGCGUUUCAUCGGUAAAUUUUAUUUAAAUAUUUAUAGGUUUUUGCUUACAGAAUAUUGGAGUAGUAAAUGAGGCAAUUAUAUAUCAAUAAAGAGCAUUGGCCCUAGAACCAAAACUUGCAUAUAGCUUGUAUUCCAUUGGUAAAUUAAAUUUUAAAUAUUUAAAGGUUAAUGUUUAUGUCAAAUGGAAGAAGAAUAAGAGGCAAUUGAAUAUUUUUAAAAAGUAUUAGCCAUAAAUCCAAAGUUUCUAUAACCAUAUAUAUAGUAUAAAAUAGGUAAAUUUAAUGUAAAUAAAAAGGUAUGUGUUUAUACAAAUUGAAUAAACAUGAAUAUGCUAUUGAAUAUUUUGAUAAAGCAUUGGACAUAGACCCAGAAUAUGAAGAAUCCUUGCAUUACAUAGGUAAUUUUAAUCUAAAUUAUUUAUAAGGUAUGUGUUUAUACAAAAUGAAAAAAUAUAAAUAGGCUCUUGAAUAUUUUAACAAAGUAUUGCUCAUAAAUCCAAAAUAUAUAGAAUCCUUUGAAUAAGCACGUAAGUUUUGUUUAUAUAUUUGAAGGUGAAUGCUUAAUAAGAAUCAAUGAAGAUUAAUUGUUAAAAUAAUUCAUAUAAAAUUAGUUAACAAAAAGGAAUUGA